ACUUGGCAGUACCGAAAAUUGUAAACAAAAAUAUUUUUCGCCAAUAAACUGCAUUAAAAUCAAUAAUAAAAUGAAUAAUUCAGCUAAAAUAGUGGAAAACAGUUACAUUAGUCCACAAUGCCAGUAUUUCGUUAUGAGAAAAAAGCGUUUAUGCCGCAUGACCGUCAAACCAGGGAAACAGUACUGCGGUGAGCAUGAACCCCAACCGAAAACUGGCGACGGACAGGACGAUACGCGAAUACCGUGCCCCAAUGACCCAAAACACACCUGCUAUACAAGCAAGUUGGAGAAGCACCUCAGCAUAUGCAAUGCACGGCAACAAGAGCAACCCGACUACAUCAUACACAAUGUAAAUGUUCCUGCAGCAGUGGAGGACUGUCCUCGCCUGCCACUCUCUAAAAUACCACUGAAGAGGAUCUUGCAAGUUAUACACAAAGUCAAUGCACUGUAUGACACAUAUUUAAAAGACAAAAUUACCACUCUGGCCGAGCAACCGAUCCACAGUGCAGUGUUACCAGAGUUCAAUGAGGCGGGGCGCACGGAGAGCUCCCUGAGGCAUCUGCGCCAGGCCUCCAGCCUGUUGCAUGUAGUGGAGGAUGAAGGGUUAGUGGCUAACAACACAGCUUAUGUGGAGCUGGGAGCUGGGAAAGGUCACCUGUCUUACUACGCGUGGUAUGCGUGGUGCCAGGCCGCUGACAGCCAAGUGUUGCUGGUUGACCGAGCCUCCUUGAGGCACAAGAGGGACAACAAGCUCAAACUUACCAAAAACGCACAUUCUAGCCAACUUAAUGACAAAAUAUUCCAUUUGAAAAGGAACCCUUAUAAAAGGCUUAACAGUAAUGAAUUUGGUGAAGAAUUUAAUAAUUUAGAUGAUAAAUAUAAAAUGAUGGAUAGUGGUUUAGAAAGUAAUCCUAGUAAUAAUGAAAUGAGUGACAAUAUGAGUAACUCAGAUAAUAAUGACAAAAUAACGGAUAAUGAUUUAAAAAGAAAUCGUAAUAUUGAUGAAUUUAGUGAAAAAUUGAAUAAUUUGGAUGACAAGGACAAGACGGAUGAGGGUGACUGGAACGUGCAUCGCAUCAGAGCAGACCUGGCACACUUGCUGCUGGAGCGGGUGCCCGCCGUGCGAGCUUGCCGCGGCGUCGUGGGAUACGCUAAACACCUGUGUGGAGUUGCUACAGAUUUGGCGCUUCGCUGCAUAACUUCGCCUGGCGUGGUGGCGAAGGUUCGCGGCGUGGCGCUGGCCUCGUGCUGCCACCAUCGCUGCGAGCGAGCCGUCUACCCCGCUAAUGCACAUUUGCAGGAACUUGGAAUAGACGCAGGUGAUUUCAAUACUUUGCUGGGCAUAGUAUCAUGGGCAACCUGUGGCGACGGCCGAAGCCGCGAUCGACGCAACCAAGAUAAAAAUACCCAACAUACUGAUAACCCUGACCAAAAGAAUACGGAACCACUCGACUUCGACACCACGAAUCAAGACAGAAUGGAAUUACAAGAUGACAACUCUAUAAAAAAUACAAACCUCAUACAAAACACCAGGAAAUUGGGUGAAAGUGACGACCCUAAAGAAAACAGUAAUCAAGAAAAUCUUGAACCAGAUCGCGAAAUAAACGUAAAUCACAGCCCUGAACAUAGUGCACAAAUAAAUAAUACAAAAAAAUUACAUGAAAGCGACAACCCUAAAGAAAUUAAUAGCCAAAAAAUAGUCAGCCAUUUAACUGAAAAUGAGUUGGGAAGUAAAAAGUUGAACCUCAGCCAAGAGCAGCGGCAGGCGAUCGGUCGACGCGCCAAGGCGCUACUGGACUGGGGCCGGGCGCUGCAUCUCGAGCGGUGCGGCUUCCGCGCGCGCCUGCUGCGCUACGUGCCCGCCGGCGUGUCGCUGGAGAACGUUUGUAUUGUUGCUACUAAAGUGCUCAAAUAAAAAUAUGUAUUAUUUUUA
Maniola jurtina (meadow brown) is the source of this 1933-nucleotide messenger RNA. RefSeq names its product tRNA:m(4)X modification enzyme TRM13 homolog. NCBI's taxonomy places the organism in Eukaryota, Metazoa, Arthropoda, Insecta, Lepidoptera, Nymphalidae. Bases 71 to 1915 code for a protein of 614 amino acids. The transcript has 7 exons. The record is from RefSeq and is a predicted model, not a curated record. Gene Ontology annotation, biological process: tRNA methylation.